ACCGCACUUGGUAGCCGUUGGCCGCAGGUUGUGGAUGAGGACAGAGGUCCGCGCGAACACAAUCUGCCCAGGAAACCAAUCAAUAAAAGGACUUUGAAGUGAAGUUGAUGUUUCAUUUGGGAGCACUUCCCUCAACAUGAGGGACCGUACUUGACUUUGGAUAUUGAACGCAGGCUGGCUGUUGCUAAAAGUUCAAUAUCCAUUUUUCCAGAGUUUCGGCGAACAGAACUGGGCGCAAUUACGCACGGCGAGUACCAUGGCACCGAUUUUGGAUAGACGUGCCCCCGCUUUGCUUUUGGUUUGGAGCUACUGCGUCCUGGCGGAUACAGCUUUUACGAACUUUACGUUGGACAACGAGUUCCACUCCAGCUUCAUCCACCGUCGGCUGAAGAGCCAGGAGCGCAGAGAGAUGCAGCGGGAGAUCCUGUCGAUCCUGGGGCUGCCGCACCGGCCGCGACCCCACCUCCACGGGAAACACAACGCUGCACCGAUGUUUAUGUUGGACUUGUACAACGCCAUGUCCACAGAGGGGGACGAGGACAGAUACUCCUACCCCUACAAGCCCGUCUUCACCACCCAGGGCCCCCCGAUAGCCAGCCUGCAAGACAACAACUUCUUAAACGAUGCAGACAUGGUCAUGAGCUUUGUCAAUUUAGUUGAACAUGAUAAGGAAUUCCUACCCGUGCGGCGGCAUCACCGAGAGUUCAGAUUCGACCUAUCACGGAUCCCCGAGGGUGAGGCGGUCACUGCUGCUGAGUUUCGGAUAUAUAAAGACUUCAUCCACGAACGUUACGAUAACGAGACCUUCCGCAUCAGCGUCUACCAGGUGCUGGAGGAACACACUGACAGGGAGUCAGACCUGUUUCUGCUGGACUCGCGGGUGAUCUGGGCGGCAGAGGAGGGCUGGUUGGUGUUUGACGUGACAGCCACCAGUAACCACUGGGUCCUGAACCCUGGCAGGAACCUGGGACUUCAGCUGGCCCUGGAGAGCACGAAUGGAGAGAGUAUCAACCCUCGUGUGGCAGGGCUGAUUGGUCGCAGCGGGCCUCAGAACAAACAGCCCUUCAUGGUGGCCUUCUUCAAAGCCACCGAGGUGCACCUGCGAAGCAUCCGCUCAGCACCAGGGGGGGCCAAACAGCGUAACCCCAACCGCUCCAAAGGGGCGAAGAGCCAAGAGGCGCUCAGAGUGGCCAAUGUUGCAGAAAACAGCAGCACUGAUCAGAAGCAGGCGUGUAAGAAGCAUGAGCUCUACGUCAGUUUCAGAGACUUGGGGUGGCAGGACUGGAUCAUCGCUCCAGAGGGAUAUGCAGCGUACUAUUGCGAGGGGGAGUGUGCCUUCCCGCUGAACUCCUACAUGAACGCCACAAACCAUGCCAUUGUGCAAACCCUUGUUCAUUUUAUUAACCCGGAGACGGUUCCUAAGCCUUGUUGUGCCCCCACACAGCUCCACGCCAUUUCAGUGCUCUACUUUGAUGACAGCUCCAACGUCAUCCUCAAGAAAUACCGCAACAUGGUGGUCAGAGCUUGUGGCUGCCACUAGACUGUCAGCAUCUUCACAGAGAGACACACACAUGCAGUAUGCACACACACACACACACACACACACACACGUGAGUAGAGAGGGCUUCUCCUUGCUGUUGAAAGCAUUGAGGAUGAGGAAGCCGAGUUCCAAGUGUGGAGCACCGUCAUGUUUUCGAGGCUGUCCAAACGUAGACACGGUGGCGAGCGGCCGAGCAGGAAUUUCAAUCGAGUUCAGACCCUCGGCCACACACACACACACACACACACACACACACACACACACGUUUGUGCUUCCUACUGUGUAUACAAGACAUUAAAAGCAGUGAUUGUACUGUAUAUUCAUUCACAGUCAACAAUCUUUUGUUUCUUUCAGUAACUGUUAUUGUAGUUCAUUCUCUUACUGUAGAUUUCUAUGCAUAUGUAUAUUUUUAUGACUGAGAGACCUGGAUGGAUGUUCUGAAUUUCUUCCAUGUACAAUGCUGUGUAAAUAGUUGUUUUCAAACAGAACAAGAAGUGUAUUUAUUUCCUGGAAUGUCACGUGGGUUUUGUGUUUUCUCCUGUAUGUGAUGCUGCCCGUUCUCCUCGACACACACGAACUCUGAGGGAACGCAAACGAACCUGACGGAGAGCGCCGAGUUCAAACUCGAGCCCUCUCCGCGCCUCACGUGCGCACGGACGCUACACACUGAUGGUGGGAGGCAAUCUAUGACAGCCCGGAUCUGCAGGAACACACACAUUUCACCAGUGGAAGCUGUUACACACACCUGACGCACAUUUUUAUAGCGACAAUCAGCUGAACUGUCGGGUUGGGGGGUGGAGUGGGUUUGGGGAGGGGCUUUGUUUUGCA
This is a messenger RNA of Chelmon rostratus (copperband butterflyfish), 2368 nucleotides long. It is a transcript of the gene bmp7b, whose product is annotated as bone morphogenetic protein 7b. NCBI's taxonomy places the organism in Eukaryota, Metazoa, Chordata, Actinopteri, Chaetodontiformes, Chaetodontidae. The record is from RefSeq and is a predicted model, not a curated record. The coding region runs from base 257 to 1540 and encodes 427 amino acids. The transcript is spliced from 7 exons. Gene Ontology annotation, molecular function: growth factor activity; cytokine activity. Gene Ontology annotation, cellular component: extracellular region. Gene Ontology annotation, biological process: SMAD protein signal transduction.